Messenger RNA from Soboliphyme baturini, 648 nucleotides. Lineage: Eukaryota; Metazoa; Nematoda; Enoplea; Dioctophymatida; Soboliphymatidae. The record is from the annotation of a GenBank genome assembly.
AUGGUCAGGAGGGGGGGGGCGGCUACGAUUAAGGGUCGAGGCGAGGUCGAGGAUCUGCACGUGUUGACCCGCUCUCCAUUCCUGAAUUCGCUGGUGGUACAAAACGGAAGAAGGACAAGAACCGACGAGAAAAUUCUUACUGUUUUCAUAGCCUUGCCGGAGAACAGCUUGUGCAGCGUGUUGUCGUUGAUAAUCGGAGGAAUCGGCCUCUUUGCUGUAGCGGCAUGUCUAGCCAUAAGACGAGCGAAUGGGAAGACAGGUACGGCGACGAGUUGUCGACGCGACACAGACAGACAGACGGACGGACGGACGGACGGACGACUAUCGUCGUCGUCGUCGACACAUGUUAAGCCAUCUGAUCGUCAUCGAUCCAGCAGCAGCAGCGGCAGCAACAGGCCGCAGCAGUCUCAAUUCUGCGACCCGAAGGCAAGAAGGCGGGCGGCGAAACGACCAGAUGCGGUGGCCGGCGGUGAUUGGUCACUGACCUUCGGUUCGCCCACCGACGACAAAGGUCACACCUCGCAAAUCGUCCGCGCCCAUUGUUCGUCGCCUGUUGAUAGGCCGCAGUGGCGGUGCCUCUUCCGAAGAGACACCAUGCUGGCGGCUCGGGUCCGCCUCGUCAACCGGUUUGUGCCAACCGUCGUGUGA